This is a messenger RNA of Saprolegnia diclina VS20, 2418 nucleotides long. RefSeq lists its product as hypothetical. Lineage: Eukaryota; Oomycota; Saprolegniomycetes; Saprolegniales; Saprolegniaceae. The record is from RefSeq and is a predicted model, not a curated record. Gene Ontology annotation, biological process: intracellular signal transduction; receptor guanylyl cyclase signaling pathway; cGMP biosynthetic process. Bases 1 to 2352 code for a protein of 783 amino acids. Gene Ontology annotation, molecular function: guanylate cyclase activity; peptide receptor activity. The transcript is spliced from 8 exons.
AUGCUACCUGCUUCGGUCGUGAGCCAGCUCCAAGCCGGCCGAGAACUCAUCGCUGACGAGUAUGCGUCCGUGACCGUGCUCUUUUGCGAAGUCUGCGACUUCAACACGAUUUCCGGUCAGCUCGACCCGGACCAGGUCGUCGAGCUGCUCAACACAAUCUUUUCCAAGUUUGAUGUGCUCGUCGACUACCACUCGGUGCACAAGAUCGAGACGAUCGGCGCCGUCUACAUGGUCUCGGGCGGGUGUCCGGACCGCAUGACCAACCACGCGGUCUUGAUCGCCAACCUCGCGCUCGACAUGAUCGCGGCCAUGCCCGACCUCCGCGCGCACAUCCGCAAGACGUUCAAGUGGGCCAAGAACAUUGGCGACAUCAACAUCCGCAUCGGCAUCAACACGGGCAUCCUCAUGGCCGGUGUCGUCGGCAUCCGCAACCCGCGCUUCAAGCUCUUUGGCGACACGGUCAACGUAUCGUCGCGCAUGGAGAGCACCAACUUGCCGGGGCACAUCCAGCUCACCGAGGCGACGCACGACGCGAUCAAGCACGCGUACGUGACGGAGCACCGGGGCACGAUUCCGGUCAAAGGCCGGGGCGACAUGCAAACGUACUUUCUCCGCGGCCACCAAGAAGGCGUGCCCCGGCAAGCACAGCCUGUCAUGAUUUUAGCUCCCACAGUCGUCCUCACGAAUCCAUCGUCGAUCGUCAAUGCCAAGCCUGGUGCUGUCGCCCCGCUCGACCCCGCGGCGCCCCGAGGCAGCGUCGCCAAAAUCCCGGAUCUCUCCAAGCGCACCCUCAAUGCUAUUGGGUACGGAGCGCCGCCGACCGAGGUCGAAGGCCGCACGGCCUUUAUGAAGCUACUACGGAAAAAGUCUUCCUCGAGCUCGAUGCUCAUGACGUUGCCGCCGUCCAGAGACCUCGUGUCCGAGCACAAGCAGAACACGUUGCGCGAGUCCACCGCCGCAUUUUACACGCCCGAGAACGUCGCUGCGCCGUCGGGUACGGACGCCACCGCGCUCAUGGAACUGCCGGCCGACAUGACGAAGCGCAACGUGUUCUUCUACAUCAACACGGACAACACACUCGAGCUCAUGUACCGCAAGGAGAACGAGAAGCGCUGGAUGCGCUUCUUCCGCGCGUCGAUUCUUCUGUGCAUUCUCGUCAAGCCCGUACAAGCCAUGUACUCGAGCGUCGCGCUGCUCAACGGCCGGCAGUUCCAAGCCGCCAACAUCCUCUUCAUCAUCAACAUUUGCUGCACGAUGCCCGUCUGCUCGUGCUUCCUCCUCUUUACGUUCACCGAGACGUUUCUCAAGUACCGGCAACUGAGCUCAGUCGUUGUGCUCCUGCUCAUCUCGGCGUUCUGGAACACGGAGCUCAUCGCGAUGCAGUCGCGCGGCUACGCCUACAUCUCGACGCUUGUGUUGUACCAGUGCCACUUUAGCAUGCUCGCGUUUGUCUUUCGGUUCAUGGCCGCGCUCGUCAUCCUCGUCAUGUACCUUGUCGCCAACAUUGCGCUCAGCAGCGCGAUCGUGCCAGGCCAAACCGCGAGCGAGUCGUCCCGCGACAUGCUCCUCCUCUGCCUCCGCAACGCAUUUUACGUCAUCAUCUUUUUUGUGCCGCAAAUUUGGGUCGUUUUUACGUGCGAAUUCAAAGAGCGCGUCAACCAUUUCCGGGAUUUGGUCCUCAACGCGCAGCAAGUCAAAUUGGUGGAAGAGCAAAACCGCGUCGACAAGUUGCUUCGGAAUCUUUUGCCCGAGAGCAUUGUAAACCAGCUCAAAGCCAGUCCCGAAGUGACGAUUGCCGAGACGUUUGAGAACGUCACGAUCCUCUUUACCGAUAUGGUCAACUUUACCGCGUAUUCGUCGCGCGUGUCGGCCAUGGAGCUCGUGCAAUUCCUCAACGACAUGUACACGCGCUUCGACACGAUCUCGGAGAAGCGCGACCUGUACAAGGUCGAGAUCAUCGGCGACGCGUACUUUGUCGUCGGCGGCUGCCCCCUCGUCACCAACAACGACGCCAUCAUGAUCCUCAACGCUGGUCUGGACAUGCUCAACACUCUUCCCGUGCUGCGGCGCAACUCGUCCAACCCGAACCUCAACAUUCGCAUCGGGGUGCACUCGGGCCGCGUCGUCGCCGGCGUCGUGGGCAUCAAGGACCCUCGCUACCACCUCUUUGGCGAGACGGUCGCGAUCGCGCAGAGUCUCGAGAGCUCGGGCGUCCCCGGCCGCAUCCACCUCAGCGAGACAACGUACACGCGCAUCAAGAACACGGACCCGAACGCGUUCAAGUUUGAGUACCACAAGAUGCUCAACGUGUCGGGCCACAAUACCAAGCUGCGCACGUAUUUUGUCACGUGAGUAGUCGUAUAUAGAUAGAUAGCUCCCUAAUUAUAGUAAUCCGAGACUGCAUUCAUUUAACGGCCA